UGUUGCUGACGUGUUAGUGACUACAGCAGACAAACUACGUCGAGUUUCUGACAGUGCGAAUUAUCAACAAACGUAUUAAAUAAGGAAAGUUCGGGGAAACACACUGUGCUCUAUGUUUCGGCUGCGCUCUUUUCCCAAAUUGACUCGCAGAUUUGCGAGUUUGUCUCUUCCAAAAACUCAAUCCACGACACUGCGUAAUGGCUUGACUGUGGCUACAGAGUACCACCCUUUCGCUCAAACAGCAACAGUACUCGUCGGUGUUGAUGCUGGUUCACGUGCUGAAAACGAGAAAAACAACGGUGCAGCUCAUUUCCUUGAGCAUCUCGCUUUUAAGGGCACGAAGAGCCGGUCACAACAAGACUUGGAGCUUGAGUUUGAAAAUGCGGGAGCACAUUUAAAUGCUUACACUUCUCGUGAACAAACAGUAUACUACGCGCACUCGUUUAAGGAUGAGGUCCCCAAGACAGUCAGUGUCCUUGCAGACAUUUUGCAGAAUUCGACCAUAUCAAAAGACGCUGUGGAACGGGAGCGUCAAGUAAUUUUACGCGAACAAGAAGAAGUUGACAAGGUAACAGACGAGGUUGUUUUUGACCAUUUGCAUGCUACUGCAUUUCAGGGACAAUCGUUGGGACGUACCAUUCUUGGUCCUCGAGAAAAUAUAGAAUCCCUGAGACGGGAAGACUUGUUGAAGUACAUUGCCGACAAUUACCGUAGUGAUCGCAUUAUCAUCGCUGGCGCUGGCGCUAUUCCUCAUGAACAACUUGUUGAACUUGCUGAAAAACACUUUUCCGGUUUGAAGCCAUCGGAUCACCCCGUUUCCAUCGGUUCUCCUCGUAGCCCCAAACCUAGAUUUGUUGGUUCCGAGGUUCGUGUCCGUGAUGACGAAAUGUCUACCGCCAACAUUGCUAUUGCCGUCGAAGGUGUUAGUUGGAAGGAUCCCGACUACUUUACAGCUUUGGUCAUGCAAGCAAUUGUGGGCAACUGGGACAGAGCUAUGGCAGCAGGCCCACAUAUGUCUUCGCGUCUUGGCGCCGUCGUCCAAAAGGAGAAGCUGGCCAACAGCUUUAUGAGCUUCAGCACUAGUUACAGUGACACCGGUCUCUGGGGUAUCUACCUAGUGUCGGAGAAUCUGCUUCGACUUGAUGACCUUGUGUACUUUGCUUUGCAAGAAUGGACAAAGCUGUGUAAUCCAUUGAGUGCAGAGGUAGAACGGGCCAAGGCUCAAUUAAAAGCCUCUCUGUUAUUAUCUCUUGAUUCGACAACAGCAAUUGCAGAAGACAUUGGUCGCCAACUUCUGACAACUGGACGCCGUAUGACGCCUGAGGAAAUCAGUAAAAACAUUGACUCAAUUACUGAGAAAGACGUGUCCCGUGUUGCUCAGAAUAUGAUUUGGGACAAAGAUAUUGCCGUUUCUGCUGUCGGUGCAGUGGAGGGUUUGCUUGACUAUAACCGUGUUCGCAGUGCGAUAUCUGCUAAUCGGUAUUGAGAAAUAGAUUUUGGACUCACAAAAUCUUUUCACAAGUCUAUUCCAAUUUUAUACGCGUUUUUUUUGCAAUUGUUAACAAACAGUGCUUUGAAAAUGUUUACAAUCUCAGCUUUUCACGUCCCAUACAGCUUUGUUCGUUUCCCGGUUGAAUUAAUUAAAAAGCUCAAGUGCUUAUAUCAUGGAACUUGAACUUGGUUAGAUAUUGAUUUUAUGAAAAGGAACAAUUAUGUG
Schizosaccharomyces japonicus yFS275 is the source of this 1717-nucleotide messenger RNA. RefSeq names its product peptidase complex beta subunit Qcr1. Gene Ontology annotation, biological process: proteolysis; mitochondrial protein processing; protein localization to mitochondrion. The record is from RefSeq and is a predicted model, not a curated record. Bases 113 to 1486 code for a protein of 457 amino acids. Gene Ontology annotation, molecular function: metalloendopeptidase activity; signal peptidase activity; metal ion binding. The transcript has a single exon. Lineage: Eukaryota; Fungi; Ascomycota; Schizosaccharomycetes; Schizosaccharomycetales; Schizosaccharomycetaceae. Gene Ontology annotation, cellular component: mitochondrion; mitochondrial processing peptidase complex.